AUGACAAAGAACUCUGGCCUGGCUGCCAAGGGCCUGGUGCUCCUCUUUGCCACCACCGCUUUUGCAAACCCCAUUGAGAACCUCUACCGCGAGCUCCUCAAGCGCGAUGAGCCUCCCCGUGCCCUCGACGAGCACUGCUCUGAAGAGGAAAAGAAGUGGCAGCCUGCCUUGGACUUUGACAAGGACAGCUGCUACAACGUGCCGGCCAUCGACAAGGACGGCAACAUCGCUACUGGCGACACGGUCGAUUACCAAUAUUCAUGGUCUGAUAAGUGCCGCGACAUUGAAGACCUUGAUAACAACAACGUCUACGUGCGCACUCGCUGCAACAACCACUGGUGUGGUUACUUGUACGACUACUACUUUGAGCGUGAUCAGUCCGUUCAGGGUGUCAUCAGCGGCGGCCACCGACACGACUGGGAGCACAUUGCCGUCUUCACCAAGGACAAUGAGGGCGCUCAAGUCGUCGCCGCCUCCGCUCACGGUGACUACAUCACCAACAAGGCUGGCGAUGUUCGCUUCCACGAGGGCACACACGUCAAGGUUGUCUACCACAAGGAUGGCGGCUCUACUCACGCCUUCCGCUUCGCUGAAAAAGACGACGAUGCGAUCGAGAACCACAAGGGAUACUGGUUUGUUGGACCUCUGGUUAACUGGGAGGGCUUCCCCAGCGGUGAGAUCCGCGACAAGCUCAUGAACCACGACUUUGGCGAGGCGAACGUUGGCAUCAAGGACGGGAGCUUCAAGGCUAACCUGGACCGCGCUCGCAACGACCUUGUUGACGGCUUCAACAGCGGUUAA
This is a messenger RNA of Fusarium keratoplasticum, 801 nucleotides long. RefSeq lists its product as uncharacterized. The transcript is spliced from 2 exons. The record is from RefSeq and is a predicted model, not a curated record. Lineage: Eukaryota; Fungi; Ascomycota; Sordariomycetes; Hypocreales; Nectriaceae. Bases 1 to 801 code for a protein of 266 amino acids.